AUGCUGGCAGCUGUACUAUUACUAAGCGAAACAGGGUCGCACAUUGCCAGGCCGCUUGUGGAGAUGAACAAGGAUAAAAUAUCCCAAAUGAUUGAGGUGUUUCUGGAUGUAAAGGGAAAAAGAAAGUAUGCAUGCGCGCUGCCUAGCCCAAUAGGCACGUUCUUCUAUCAAGAGGUAGAUAGUCUGACAGUGGUUGUUCUGGCGGAUAAAGAAGACAGGCGCAUCUCAGAGUCGCUCAAAAAGGUAGAGGUUCUUAGCAAGUCGCUUAUAAAGGACAUAAGUUUGGAGAGCAGCGAGAUUUUUCUUCUGCUUUCCAUAAUUGACGAGAUAUUCACAAAAGAAGGGGUUGUAAACAGAACAGUUGAAGAGAUAACGCGGAUAGUGGGGAUGCAGAGCAAUGAUGAAAUACUGCACGAGAUGAUCAUGAAAGGAAAAGAGAAGGAAAUGGAGAAGGCUGCAAAAAUGAGAAAGAUGCAUCCUGCAAUCGAUGAGAUUACCAAAGAAAUGGAGGAGAUACGAAUCCUGAGGAAAGACCUAAAGGAGAUUCCAGUGGCAGUACAUAGAAAGGAAGAGCCAAAGGCAAGAUUUGAGAUAAAGAAGACAAAGCCAUUUAUAGAGACAAUGGAGAAUAAAAUAAACAUUGUAACCCAUCAGAAGCACACAGCAACCAUAAAUUCAGAAACAGAAAUAGUCAAGGCAGAGGGCGUGGGGGAAAUGCUGAUCAGAAUAACAGACGAAGAGCAUGCAAAUAUUUCGAUCCAUCUGAACAAAUCCAAGCCAAGCAAUGCACGGGCGCACCCCUCUGUAGAUAAAAAGGCUUUUUUAGGAGACAGAAUAGUCCCAAAGACAGACCUGCCAAAAGGCAUUACUCUUACUCUGAUGAAGUGGCCUCUUGAGGAGGUAAAGAUGCCAAUUGAGGUGUCAUUCUGGCAGACUGAGAUAUCAGAGGAGCGGUACAAGUUUUUUAUUGAAAUAACCGCAAAUACUGAUGUAAAGAAAGUGGUUGUAAAGGUCCCCAUUAAAAGAGUGUCUGACAUGGAGAUAGUGAAUGGAAAGGUUGCAGGCGAUUACAUAGUUGGCGAAAUAGAAGAUAUAACCCGGGACGAAUCGAAGUCAGUUGAGUUUUCAGGCCUCUGUGAUGACACGGACUCGCUCUUCCCAUUCCACGUGUGCUAUACUGUUGAGGAGAAAGAAACGCUCUCUCCGCUUGAGGUUGAGUCCGUCCACCACGCAGAGAGUGAGGGCGGGGCGCAGGUUGAUCGUGCGUUCAUUUCAAUGGCCACAGUAAUUGAAGGAGACUGCACAGUGCUCAACCACUAG
Nematocida ausubeli is the source of this 1320-nucleotide messenger RNA. RefSeq lists its product as uncharacterized. The transcript has a single exon. Gene Ontology annotation, cellular component: COPI vesicle coat; cytosol. Gene Ontology annotation, biological process: endoplasmic reticulum to Golgi vesicle-mediated transport; Golgi localization; retrograde vesicle-mediated transport, Golgi to endoplasmic reticulum. The record is from RefSeq and is a predicted model, not a curated record. The coding region runs from base 1 to 1320 and encodes 439 amino acids. Lineage: Eukaryota; Fungi; Microsporidia.